Molecule: messenger RNA, 494 nt
Organism: Chinchilla lanigera (long-tailed chinchilla)
Lineage: Eukaryota; Metazoa; Chordata; Mammalia; Rodentia; Chinchillidae
Product: WAS/WASL-interacting protein family member 3-like
Source: RefSeq, a predicted model, not a curated record
CCGCCGCCGCCGCCGCCGCCCUUCGCCGCCCCCAGGGCGCCCCCUGUGGCCAUCAAAAAGCCGCCCGCGCCCCCCAGGAGGUCGGAGAGCCCGGGCCAGGCGGGCGCGGAGCAGGACUUCAUGUCAGACCUCAUGAAGGCCCUGCAGAGGAAGAGGGGCCAGCUGUCCUAGUGGUCCCGACCACCGCGCGUGCCAAGCGUCCAGGCUGAAAACGGCGCGCAACGGCCACCGCCUCUGCUCACUGCGUCCCGGCCAGUAACCCGGGAGUCGGACUGGGACCAGGUGUACACCUGCCCGGGACUGUCGCCUGGACUGAACUCACUGCCCCUCAAGUUAACUAAAAUGAUGGUUCGGCUCUAUUGUAUAUUCAGAAGCCUCAAAUUAAUAAAAAUUGAACGUUUUCUGAAGAUGGUACUUAUAGAGAUUUCACUGAACAAAUUUUGUUCUGUAUGAAAACUAUAUUUGACUUUAUAAAAAUAACUUUCAAACUCUUA